Messenger RNA from Cyclopterus lumpus (lumpfish), 1284 nucleotides. RefSeq names its product N-terminal EF-hand calcium binding protein 2 (gene necab2). Gene Ontology annotation, cellular component: cytoplasm. The transcript is spliced from 13 exons. The record is from RefSeq and is a predicted model, not a curated record. Gene Ontology annotation, molecular function: calcium ion binding. Gene Ontology annotation, biological process: regulation of amyloid precursor protein biosynthetic process. NCBI's taxonomy places the organism in Eukaryota, Metazoa, Chordata, Actinopteri, Perciformes, Cyclopteridae. The coding region runs from base 1 to 1284 and encodes 427 amino acids.
AUGUGUGAGCAGGCAGCGCGCUACUGUAGGGACGGAGUCCACAAACUGCUGAACAAAGAACAAGCCAAACUUCGAGCCCAGGAAAGCCGAGAGCAGCCGAUACCCGUAACCGGUGAGGACAGCGAGUCCGCCACGGCAGCGCAGUCCGGAAACAGCGGCGCCCAGCCCGGUGGAAUCGACGGGCUCGUCCGCUGGAUCGUCACCAAAAUGAGCGACAACAAGAACAUCUCCAGCCGGGAGUACGCCUCCAGCAAGGAGGACGUGGCCGUGGCUCAGGAGCAGUUCUUCGCCCCGGAGCCGCGCAGAGGCAUCUCCGUUAUUUUGGAUAUAUUCAGAAGAGCUGACAAAGAUGAUGAUGGUAAGCUGUCUCUGGAUGAGUUCCAGGCUUUCUUCUCCGAUGGCACGCUGAACGAGGAAGAGCUGGAGAAGCUGUUUCACACCAUCGACUCUGAUAACACCAGUAAUGUUGACACUAAGGAACUCUGUGACUACUUUGCCAAGCACAUGGGGGACUAUGAGGGAGUUCUGGCCUCGCUGGAAACACUCAACCUUUCCAUCCUCAAAGCCAUGGACUUCACCAAGAAGGUUUACGAGGGUGGAACCAACGUGGAGCAGUUUGUGACCCGUUUCCUUCUGAAGGAAUCAGCAAAUCAGAUCCAGUCUCUUCUGAGCUCCGUGGAGAGUGCCGUGGAUGCUAUUGACGAGCAACACAGCCAAUCAGGUCAUCUACCUGCCAAGGUGAGUCCACGGAUGUCAGAGAGGCGCAACGAGAACACCGUCCCUGACUAUCCCCCCAACAACAGAGUCAGUGCCAGAACCAUCAACACUGCCUCAGGUGCAGUCGAGGUGAGGAAAGAAGGCCUGGACAGUCAGAUCAACCGCCUGGCCGAGCUGAUUGGACGACUGGAGAACAAGACAGUCUGGUUUGAUCUGCACCAGAGGCUAACAGACACAGAUGGUACUACCAACGCAUCCUUGCUGCUGAUUCGUCAGGAGAUGGUGGUUUCCCAGAAGAAGCUUGGCGACUUUUGUGAGGCUCUGAAGCAAUACCUGAAGAACGUGUCCACACAGAGAGACUGCUUUCAUGUGACUGCUGUGCGUCUGCCGGACGGUCUAUCCUUUGUCGUCUACGAGUUCUGGGAUGGAGAGGAGGAGUGGAAGAGGCACCUCCAGUCGGCCCCCAACAAAGCCUUUCAGCAUGUGAAGGUGGACACACUGUGCCAGCCGGAGGCGAUGUCCUCCGUAGCCGUGCCAGCCGCUUGGUGCAGUGUGAACCGGGACUGA